AUGAAGUUCCCAGUGGCCAUAAUCUUCUUCUUGAUGGCAUUGGUGGUGGCCAACACCGAAACCAGCCUUUUCCGAAUCCCUUACUACUACGAUAUACCGUACUCGCAUUUACCAGUUGCAUAUACUCCAGGAUUCAUCAAAAGACUAAACUCUAGUACAUCUUUGAUAAACAGCUAUCCGAUUGGAGACAAACUCACCUUCAGCACCCUCAGCAAUGAACAGCAAACCAUCAGCUUGCACUAUGACAUGGUGAACAAACCACAGGAACGACUUUUGGUCAAAUUGAAUAACUACAAUAAUACUCUUUUCGACUCAAACGAUCUAAUCAAUGUCAAAUUGUGCUGGCCCGCAACACUCCCCUUUGAUUUCUCCAUCUCCCACGAAUUCAUCCAGAGGUACGAGCUCACCGGCUACAACGAACUAGUUGAAAAUACCUUGGAUAUUUACAUCGUCAUUGACUAUAAAGCAAACUUUGUCACUUGCACCAGCAACCUUCCGGACACUCUACGCUUCAACUUAUUCGUAAACAAGCUCCCGAACAAACUCGUCCCCAUCCCCUUGGAGCUCUACGACUACGUCGUCUACUUGGUAGACCUACUCAUCCUAAUUGGCCCUGCUGUUCCUGCCGUGGCUAGCCAUCUCUUCUACUGA
Hyphopichia burtonii NRRL Y-1933 is the source of this 651-nucleotide messenger RNA. RefSeq lists its product as uncharacterized. The record is from RefSeq and is a predicted model, not a curated record. NCBI's taxonomy places the organism in Eukaryota, Fungi, Ascomycota, Pichiomycetes, Serinales, Debaryomycetaceae. The transcript has a single exon. Bases 1 to 651 code for a protein of 216 amino acids.